Molecule: messenger RNA, 3680 nt
Organism: Alexandromys fortis (reed vole)
Lineage: Eukaryota; Metazoa; Chordata; Mammalia; Rodentia; Cricetidae
Gene: Tmem121b
Product: transmembrane protein 121B
Exons: 1
Coding region: 234-1946 (570 amino acids)
Source: RefSeq, a predicted model, not a curated record
CGCUCGGCUCCCCGGCUCCUCUCUCGCACCCCCGCCUCGCAAGCCACCCGCGUCUCCAUUCGCCCAGUCCGGCCGCUCCAGUCCGGAUCUCGCUGCCACCCGACCCGGGUGCGAGUUCCAGCAGCUGGGAAGGAGGCGGCAGCGGCUGGCCCCGGCUCCCUCGGCCGCCUCGUCAGCCCGAGGUUGGCGGGGGAGAGAGCGGCCCAGCAGCCCCGGGAGCCCCUCCGAGGACAAUGCACCCGGCGCUGGGCCACCCUCGCGCGCUCUCGUCCGCGCCCGCCUCCUUCCCGCUGCCCCCCGCCGCCGCCCGGCUGCAGCCCCUCUUCCUCCGGGGGGGCUCCUCCCGCGGCCGGAGAGGCUCGGGAGACAGCAGCACCAGCACCAGCACCAGCCGCGGUGGGGGCGGCGGCAGACGCGGCGGGGGCGGCGGCUCCCCUAGCAGCAGCACAGGCGCGGAGCGAGAGGACGACGACGAGAGCAUUAGCAUCAGCAAGCCACUGGUGCCCGCCGCCGCCGCCGCGCUCCCGGGGCCCCCGGCUCAAGGGGGCGCCCCGGUCUCCGCCACCGCGCCCGCCGCCGCCUCCUCCACUUCCACGCCCACCUCCUCCUGCAGCAUGACCGCCGUGGACUUUGGCGCGAGCGCCGCAACCGGGGCCGUCGGGGGUCCCGGGAGCCGCUCAGCGGCGGGCGCAGGCGGCACCGGGACGGGCGGAGGUGCCUCCUGCUGCUCCUGCUGCUGUUGCUGCUGCGGCCGCCCCUCCAGGCCCGGCCGCAGGGGUCGGCGCCACGGCUGCUUGCCGAGCCCGGGAUGCCGCUGGGGCUACCAGGCGCUGUCUGUGGUGCUGCUGCUGGCUCAGGGUGGUCUGCUGGACCUGUAUCUCAUCGCCGUCACCGACCUGUACUGGUGCUCUUGGAUCGCCACUGACCUGGUGGUGGUGGUGGGCUGGGCCAUCUUCUUCGCCAAGAACAGCCGGGGCCGUCGGGGCGGUCCAGCAAGCAGCGCGCACAACCACCAUCAGCUCCACCACCACUCGGCGCCGCCUCUGCACCUACCGACUGCGGCGUCCGCGGGGGCCGGGGCUAAGGCUCGCGGGGGCCGAGGAGGCUCGGGGGCCGGGCCAGGGCCGGCCGGGGCGGUGGGCGAGUUCGCCUUUGCUUACCUGGCCUGGCUCAUCUACUCCAUCGCCUUCACUCCUAAGGUUGUGCUCAUCCUGGGAACGUCUAUCCUGGACCUCAUCGAGCUGCGAGCGCCCUUUGGCACCACGGGCUUCCGCCUCACCAUGGCUCUGUCCGUGCCGCUGCUCUACAGCCUGGUGCGUGCCAUCAGCGAGGCGGGCGCGCCCCCGGGCUCGGCGGGUCCCUUGCUCCUGCAGCCACAGCAGCAUCGCGCUGCGGGCUGCUUCCUGGGCACGUGUCUGGACCUGCUGGACAGCUUCACGCUGGUGGAGCUGAUGCUGGACGGCCGUGUGCCGCUUCCCGCGCACCUGCGCUACCUGCUCAUCGCCGUCUACUUCCUCACGCUUGCCUCCCCAGUGCUCUGGCUGUACGAGCUGAACACCACCGCAGCAGCUCCGUCCUGGGGCCAGGCCUCCGGGCCUGGAAGCUGCAGCCGCCUUUUGCGCUUGCUGGGCGGCUGCCUGGUGGACGUGCCCUUGCUGGCGCUGCGCAGCCUCUUGGUCGUGAGCUACCAACAGCCGCUGUCCAUCUUCAUGCUCAAAAACCUCUUUUUCCUUGGCUGCCGAGGCCUGGAGGCCUUGGAAGGCUGCUGGGACCGAGGGAGUUGGGUUUCCCCAAGUCGGGCCAGAAGCAGCUAUGGUGCUCCUCCCUCUGCCCCCCCACCACCUCCACCACCGCCACCUCAGGGAGGGUCCCAGCGGGGCCACUUGGAAAAUGAAGGGGGUCCUCAUGGCUAUGUCAACACUCUAGCUGUGGCCUCUCAGAACUGAAAAAGGUGAAGGGCAGGGGCUCUGUUCUUGGCUUGAGAGUUUCCGGCCUCCUUGGCUGUGUUUAGAAAAGGUCACUGUUGAUAAGGCUGAUGGCCAGCGAAUUCUUCUGCACCCUAUGGGUGGAGACUACUUGGAGGGAGACCAGCAAUAUAUUGUGAGGGAGGAGGGUCCAUAUUCACCAUGGUCCUUCUCCAAAGUCUUGCCUGUUCUGACAUUCAAAGGACUGGAUGAAUGUGCCACCUGCUCUUCUUGCCUUCGUUCUGUGGGGGAGACUGGAGGAAGGGGGUGUUCAGGCAGGGAUGGUAGGCUUCGGUAGAUGAAGUGUGUGUGUGCGUGCGUGCAUGCGUGUGUGUGUGUGUGUGUGUGUGUGUGUGUGUGGUGUUUCUCUGGAUGUCUGUCCCAUGCCCCUUGCAGUGGGAAGGCGAUCUAGGGAGGUCUUGCUGCCCCCCCCCACAUGCCACCUGGGAUAUGACCGGGAUGCCCAGGAGUUGUUCAGUUGCCACACUCCAAGGGAGAAGCUCACCCAGGGUCGUCCUCACUCCUGCUCCUGUUCUCAGCUUGGGGAGGAGAGGGUCUCUGCUGUGAGGACCCAGCGAUGCCCUUUCUUGGGUGAGUGUGUAUUUCUACCUCUGUGCUUUCGAUUUUCAUCCCAUCACACAUUGAUGCUGCUCGCGAAAACAAAACAAAAUCCACUCAGAAGUUGCAUUCAACAUGGACACUGAAUCCCUUUGGGGUUUGGUACCAGAUAUUACAGGGUCUGUGGAGUAUCAGCCAUUGGCUCGCUCUUUCGGUUCCUCCUUUGGCACCAGAAUUCUUAUCCUGCCUCUGUUGGUACUGGCUGGGUUGGAACUGGGUUCAGAGCGCCUGCUUUACUGGGUCAAAGGUGUGUGAGGUCUUAGGGACCCUCCGGGACGCCACCUGCUCUUUUGGAGAGCUCGGCAUAGAGCGGAGAGGGCGGUGACCUUUCUUCUCUCCUCUGCUCAGGUCUCCUCAGGGAGAAGUCUUGCUGCGGGACCCUCCUGGCCCAGCUUUCUCCCACGGGGCCCUCACGGUGAAGCUCUCCUUAGGGCUGUCCUUCAAGGAAAGUCAGGGUUGGUUACUCUAGUCUUGACAGGGGAUGUUACCCUUGGAAUCUCUAAUGCAGGAUAAGGGUUCUGAGGGGAGUCAAGGGUCAGAAGCCUAGGGAGCAAGGUCAGGAUAUAAUCACCCCCACAGCGGAUUGGGUGUGUGUGGGGGAACCUGAAGAAUCUUGGUUCCCCUCCCCUUUGUUUUGGGAGUUUUGUGUGGUGUAAUGAACCUAGACAAGGGGCUGUGAUCUGUUCUGCCUGUCAUUUGCUAGAUUUGAAUGCUAUGUUCUUUUUAUUUUCUAGGCCCCAGUUACCUUUCUUUCUCUCCCUCUUCCUUUCUUUCUUUUUUUUGUCUUUCGAGACAGGGUUUCUCUGUACCACGGUCCUGGAUGUCCUGGAACUCACUUUGUAGACCAGGCUGGCCUCGAUCUAAUUCACAGAGACCCACCUGCCUCUGCCUCCCGAGUGCUGGGAUUAAAGGCAUGCACCACCAUGCCCAGCUUCAGUUACCUUUCUAGGAUGAUAUUCUUUGAGUUUGGAACUUGAAAGCUCUGGGCAUAGUUUUGCCAUUGGAGGCAGACUUGAGAUGAGCUAUCCAGGGUGGACUUGAGGACAGUCCUCCUCCUGCCUUGCAUCUGGUCUUGGGGGAGCUGAAGGGAGGUUAGCA